Beta vulgaris subsp. vulgaris (sugar beet) is the source of this 1343-nucleotide messenger RNA. RefSeq names its product putative F-box protein PP2-B12. The record is from RefSeq and is a predicted model, not a curated record. The transcript has 3 exons. The coding region runs from base 312 to 1157 and encodes 281 amino acids. Gene Ontology annotation, molecular function: protein binding. NCBI's taxonomy places the organism in Eukaryota, Viridiplantae, Streptophyta, Magnoliopsida, Caryophyllales, Amaranthaceae.
UUCAGUCAACUUUGCAUGUUACUCGUAUAAUGACAAAGAAUGAUUAAGCGGAAUGAUACCACUAACCUAAUGUAUAAGAUUAGUUAAUUAUAUUUCUUAAAACAAAAUACUAGUCAAUAAUAAAUUGACUAUUAUCAUUGACUAGUGACCUUCUCAUAAUCCUUAAUUCCUCAUUAUUGGCUUCACCUUUCGAUUCCUAACUCGAAAUCCAUGCUUCAAAGAUCAAAAUUUCAUGAGUUCUUGUUUAGCUUGUGCAAACUAAAGAAAGAAAAAAUUGCUUAUUCAAUUAACACAACCCCGAAAUAAUAAAGAUGUCUUGUAUGAAUGUAACGGAGUUACCUGAUGAAUGUAUGUCGCUUAUCUUGUCGCUGACGUCGCCGAGCGAUGUCCUCCGAUCAUCGGUGGUAACGAAGCAGUUUUCAUCAGUCUCUGAAUACGACGUCGUAUGGAAGAAGUUUCUGCCGUUGGAUAUUGAUGAUAUCAUUUCUCAAUCAUCUACACCAUAUCUUCUUCAACAAUUAACUUUGAAGAACUUCUUUCUCCAUCUCUGUCGUUCUCCUCUACUCUUCAACAAUGACACUCAGAGCUUUGCCUUGGAUAAACGGAGUGGAAAGAAAUGCUACAUGCUUGGUGCUAGGGCCUUAACGAUCACAUGGGGGAGUUCUCCGGAAUAUUGGAGUUGGAAAGUUGUACCCGAAUCAAGAUUUCCAGAGCUUGCUGUGCUCCAAGAUGUAUGUUGGCUUGACAUAAUUGGAAAAUUUUACAUCAAAUUCCUUUCACCAAACACGACUUAUGGUGUAUAUUUUGUGUUUAAGAUGGAUGAGAACAAUCAUCGAGGAUUUGAUAAUACACCAGUGAAUGUAUCUAUAUAUGAGAGUGAUGAAUAUGGGUUCUCCGGAGAAAACGAUGUUAAGGUUGUUAAGCGCUUUUAUCUCAAGGCACCAAUGGUUAGGAGACGUUCACGAAGGCCGAAAGAGCUUCCAAUCGAGAGGGAAGAUGGAUGGAUGGAAAUAGAGAUGGGUAGGUACCAUCAUGUUAGUGUUGAUGAUGGCAUUGAUGAAGGGGUGACAUUGGUGAUGAUAUUAAGGGAGAUUGAUGAAGGUCAGUGGAAAAGUGGUCUUGUUGUUCAAGGUAUUGAACUUCGUCCUUUGGACUGAUUACUGUGAACUGUGAUGGAUAGCAAUACGGAGCUAUGUUGUACUUUAUCUCUUUUAUAAUACUUGUAGGGUAAUAAAGAACCUACGUUGUUGUAUUUUUUUUUUAAGUGUACUUUGUUGUAUGUUAAAGAUGAACAAAAGCAUGUUUCAAAUAAUAUUAGUUAUUACUCAUCUAGACAUUUUUUA